Actinia tenebrosa (Australian red waratah sea anemone) is the source of this 2120-nucleotide messenger RNA. RefSeq lists its product as uncharacterized. NCBI's taxonomy places the organism in Eukaryota, Metazoa, Cnidaria, Anthozoa, Actiniaria, Actiniidae. The record is from RefSeq and is a predicted model, not a curated record.
UGGUUUUGUCCAUCAUCAUUUUUCUGGCUUGCAUUGGAUCUAUCUGGAGGAGAUCCUCAACUCGCUUCCAAACUCUUGAGGUGGACGUCCUUUUAUCAAAAAGGRCCUGUUUCUGGAGGGCGUCAUUCUCCAUGUGACAAACAUGGGCCAUGUAUAUUCUGGUCUGUGGCAAAUGUUUGACUAGGGUUUAUAUUUAAGAUGUUGGACAUGGCAAUAAUCCUGGAUGGAACUGGAUUUUGUGAUUUCCCGUAGUCGCUCAUUUGAUAUUUUAUAUCCCCAAUCCAGCUGUCCUUCCACCAAGGUAGCUGGGUCGACACCCUUUUUUCGGCUGUUGCGAGGAGGAACAUUUUUCCUUGCAUAGCCUCCCGAUACCAUCUUCCUUAGAAAAUUAAGAGUAGGUAGGGUAGGGAGGAGAAUUGCAGGUUUUAUAUUUCAGUUUCUCAAGAUUUAAUAGUUAGUUUAAUAUCUAAAUAAACUCUUGCAACUGAARGCCCUUGUGACUGAAACCGGAAGUAAAAUGUUAUUAAAGUCAAGGACAGGAAGCUAAUAACUUUUACAAAACAUGUGGACUCCCUGUGGUGAAGGUGAAAUUCUGAGAAACCGAGCAAGAAGUCACAUGAUGGRGUCGUUAUAAAUAUCACAAUCCCGAGCAAAAUCGCUCUCAUUAUUAAAUUGGACUUUUGUAACCAGAUUUGUCUUGAGCUCAAUCUGUUCCACUAGAAAUGGGUUGUUGUUUAGGCAGAGAGAGUAGUGAAUCUCCAACUGAAAACAAUCCACUUACUCGUUCACCUCAAAGMGACUUCCGGCAACAACGUACCAAUGAACACUUCGGUAAACACAAAAAAGCCAAGAAAAUAUUACAGUGUGUUUGUGCAWCACUGUGUCUGUGGAAACCUACUGGCUGGGGAUUAAUCUUCAGCUUUUUCUUGGCGCUAAUUUGUGUUUUCCAGCUCGUGUAUGAUUUGUUUGUCGUCUGUGGAUGUCCAGCAUUUGACUGCGGAUUUCUUGAAAAACGACUGGAAAAAGAUMAACUYCCAGCCAAUGCCUCGGCUCAUCACUCGUCUUUCCGCAAGACUUCUAAUACUGUAUACACAUUGGCAUCCAUUGGAGGCCUGUUUUCGUACACUUUAUUACUGAUUUCGUUGAUGCUMAUGAGGCGAAAACGGAAGUACGGUAACAAAGCCAUCGGGCCAUCAGAUGCAUUACACGAUGACUUAUCAAACAUACAGGUCAUGUUGAUCUUUUUAUCACAGUUUAUUUUAACAGUGCUGUUCUUGUCAGCUGUUGGAUUGUUUUAUUAUUUGGUUCGCGAUCAGCCCAAGGAUGGAUGGUAUUUUUACCUGAUGAUUCUUGGUGUUGCUGYACAGUUUAUAGCKYAGUGGGCUGCUAUURUUGGCUGUCACGUCUUUGCCAUUUCUUCUCUUGCCCUGGGGGUCCCUUUGGGUGGGACAGAACCACGACAGGCCAACCUUGAGGUGCCAACAGCAGAACGAGACUUGGAAAGGAAUCAAAGUGAAGACCCACGUGGACAAACAAAUGAAGCAGAAAAAAUUGAAAGAUUAACCCCUGUAAGUUACGGAUCAACCCUUACUACCAACGUGGGACAAAAUUCAAACCAAAAUAACUUUGAUAUUGUCGUGCGAUACCACGAAGAACURUGUGCAAUYGUUUCAGAUACYGUAUCAGCCUACUGUCCCUGGUUCGUYAUGCACUGGUUUUUCUAUGGUGCGACGUGUCUGAUCGGAGUCAUUUAUAUCUCGGAGGAAUUCACCUAUUCAAGAGAUCCAUUUAAACUUGCUUACGUAAGCGUGUUUCUGGUGACGCAUAUUUAUAUGUUUUUGUUCCCGUGUUGCUGUGCGGCCUACAUCACAGACACGUGUGGAGGACUCUACUCACGUAUUAACAAAACUACAUCAGAUUACUGGACUAGCGAAGGUCAUCUCUUCAAGGAACGCGCUCAACUCAUGAUGUUUACGGCUUACGCCAAAGAUAGACAAUGUGUGUUCAAAAUCGGCAGGCUCACCUUCACCUCCACGUUAGCAUGGAUUUCUCUUCUCCUCGGUUCUACUGGACUUCUUUUUCAUUUCUUUUGAAUGGAUGGGUUUCUGAAUAAAGCAAAU